Messenger RNA from Schistosoma mattheei, 1236 nucleotides. Lineage: Eukaryota; Metazoa; Platyhelminthes; Trematoda; Strigeidida; Schistosomatidae. The record is from the annotation of a GenBank genome assembly.
AUGGCUUAUGAUCAAGAUAAUACUAAAGCAUGUUUAAAAUGUGGAUCCAAAUGUCCUGGUUUCAUGAAACAUUCAUGGAGAAUGUUAUGUACACAAUGUCAUUGUGCAUAUUAUGAACAUGAUAUUGAUGAUUUUACUAAUCAAUCAAUAUUAGAUCAAUUAGAUUUAAAUCAAUCAUCAUUCUAUGAUGAAUAUAUGAAUGCACAAAAUUUGGCUAAACAAUUUGGAUUACAUUGGUUACCUAUUGGUGUUAAACCAGUAGAGGUGAACUCAUUUUUGGAUAGUCUACCAAAGGAUGAAUUACCACGUGGUGAAGUUGCUAAUCAUAUUAGACGUCAACGUCUCAGGAAACAAAUACCAUUACAAGAUCGUAAACCAGCUGUAACAAUUGAAGAAUUAUGGCAUCAUUCAAAAGAUUCAAAUCCUAACUUAGAAAAUGAAUUAAUUGAAGCGAACCGUUUUAAAAAUUUUCGUAAUUUUCAUGAUUUUGGUAUUGGAUUAGUGGAACAUAUGAAUGACAAAGAUGGACAGCCAUGUACACAUUGUUUGAAUAUAAUCAAUUUUGAUGAUUUCUGUAUACGAAUUAAACCAGAACAUUCUUUAAUAGAAGACAUGUCUAACAUGCCCUCAAAUCAUACACCAGUUUGGCAUUUGAAUUGUUUUCGAUGUACAAUAUGUAAUGAAUAUUUAGUGGAUUAUAUAUAUGCUUGGUUAAAUAAUCAACCUUAUUGUUUACGACAUUAUGCUCAAUCAGUACGUCCACGUUGUGUGACAUGUGAUCAUCUUAUUUUCUCAGAAGAAUAUACUAGAGCUAUGGAUCAAGAACAUCAUUCUGGUCAUUUUGCUUGUCAUAGUUGUGAUGCAUCAUUAACAGGACAACGUUAUAUAUUACGUGAUGAUGAACCACAUUGUUUAGCUUGUUAUGAAGCUAAAUUUGCUAAUACAUGUGAACAAUGUAAAGAAAAAAUUGGUUGUGAUUCAAAGGGUAUGUUAAAACCGGAAGUUGGCAUUACAUCACUUGUUCGGGAUGCAUCAGAACCUGUACGAAAUGCAGUUUAUACAUCAUCUCAACAAUCAAAUGUUAGAUUUCAUCCAAGUUGUCCAAUGCCAUAUAUUCUUGGUCCUGGUUAUAGCGUCGGACAAGCAUGGCAAUGUGAUACAAUCAAGGAUCUUUCAUUUAAAGAAAGACAUUGGCAUGAAAAUGUUUCAAAUGUUCUGCUUGUACUACUUCAUUAG